This is a messenger RNA of Alternaria rosae, 1215 nucleotides long. Its product is annotated as subtilisin-like protease-like protein. NCBI's taxonomy places the organism in Eukaryota, Fungi, Ascomycota, Dothideomycetes, Pleosporales, Pleosporaceae. Gene Ontology annotation, biological process: proteolysis. The record is from RefSeq and is a predicted model, not a curated record. Bases 1 to 1215 code for a protein of 404 amino acids. Gene Ontology annotation, molecular function: serine-type endopeptidase activity. The transcript is spliced from 3 exons.
AUGCGGUUCUUCAUCCGUGCUCUUUCUCUUGCUGUAGCUGCGGCAUCGCUUCUUGCUCAUGCGGCACCUAUUGCGACUCGCUCUACCGAGGAUUUGAUCGCGGGCCGAUAUAUCGUACAGCUCAAGCCGGACGUGGACGUCGCAUCAUUUACCGCUCAUCGCGAGCAGGUUCGUAGUAUAGUAGCUCGCCAUCUUGGUCUUGGACGACGGAAUGACAUCGACCUGAACGCAGGCAUCGACCAGGAGUACGACUUGGGAGACUUCAAGGGCUAUGCGGGAGCAUUCGACCCAGCCGUGGUUGCUGAAUUGGAGGCAAUGGAUGAUGUUUUCCUCGUCGAGAAAGACUUCCUAAUGUAUCCUACGGCUCUCAUAACGCAAACCAACGCACCAUGGGGUCUCGCAAGCGUCUCCUCUAGGACCAGAGGAGCAACUAGUUAUGUAUACGAUUCGACAGCUGGCAACAACACCUACUCGUAUGUGCUUGACAGCGGUAUCAGAACAACCCAUGUCGAGUUCGAAGGCCGCGCAUCUUGGGGCUAUAAUGCAGCCAACAGCAAUAACGCCGAUGUCUCCGGCCAUGGCACCCACGUAGCUGGUGUAAUUGGUUCAAAAACCUACGGCGUCGCCAAGAAGACAAAUCUUGUUGCGGUCAAAGUAAUAGGCGACGAUAACGUCGCAGCUGGCUCCAGUGUGCUGGCCGGCUUGAAUUGGGCAACAAACGAUAUCGUCACCAAUAGCCGACUGGGUUCAGCCGUGGUGAACUUGUCGCUCGGUGGGCCGGCCUCCUCAUCCAUGGACAACGCCGUCAACUCAUUGGCGAACCGAGGUAUAUUGCCUAUCGUCGCUGCAGGAAACGAAAACCAGCCGGCCGCAAAUGUAUCGCCAGCUCGUGCUGCCAACGCUCUGUGCGUAGGAAGCGUUCAAUCGAACGAUGCUCGUUCUUCGACAUCAAAUUACGGGUCUGCCGUAGAUAUCUGGGCUCCUGGUGGUGACAUCAUGUCUACCUGGCACACUUCAGAUACAGCCACGUUAACAGCGAGUGGUACCUCCGCGUCAGCACCAUUUGUGGCUGGCAUAGUGUCUUAUAUGCGAGGUCUCGAAGGACAGUCGAUUGGUCCGGUCGCCAGGGCAAGAGUUCUGGCUUUGGGUACUCCAAACCGCCUUACGGAUGUAGCAGGCGCGCCUAACCUGUUGGCUUACAAUGGAAGAACUUAG